UAUCUAUUUGUCUAUCUAUUCAUCUAACUAUAUAUAUCUAACUAACCAGCUAUCAGUCUAUCUAUCUAUCUAUACAUCUACUUACCGAUCUAUUUUUCCCUCCCUCUAUCUAUCUAUCUAUCAUGUAUAUGCAUCAAGGACGUGGUCUGUGGCUGGGGUGGCCUUGGAAGACAGCCCAUGCAGAGAUCGCCGUCACCGCCGCCGUCACCCCCGCGACCCUCAACACGUAUACUUUCACCUCCGCGGUUCUCGGUUGCGCGGCGUCGGCGAAGAAGCGUCGCCAGCAGUUGCGUCCGACAGUUCGUGGUUCGCGCGCGCUCAACUUCCGCGCUUCCCCCACCUCGAUCUAGUCUGUCACCCGGCUGUUCCACGCGAUAAGUCUAGUGCAGCGGUAGCCUACGUUAUAUUGCGUUCGUGGUUUUCGCGUUGAUGUCACUGUGGUGGGCUAGGAAUCAAUGCAUCACUAACUAAUCGCCACUUGAAAUAUCGCUGUUCUUCACGUGGUCAGCAAGAUAUCGUAGUGUUUUGUGCUUGUAAGGGAUGUUUAAGUGCAGUGAAAGGUCAUACCAGGAGUCGAGAUCUUAGUACUACUCUAUUUCAGCCCCAAAACAAGCGAGUGAUGUUUGUGUGAGGAUGCUAAAGUGACGUGUGAGAUCGGUGCAAGAGUCAAGACCUUACCAGUUCGCUGUGUGAUUCUUAAGCGACCCAAUGAAGUGUCUGAUUCUCUUAGUGGCUUUGUCCUGUGUGGCAGCCGGGCAGAAGCAUAACGUACCCUUGCUUACGAGACUUUUACGACCGACAUACUUCCCGACCGACUCCCUACUGGACCCCAAUGCAGUAAAAGGCUUGAGUCCACCGCCGCCGCCAUCCCAGCACCCAGCUCAGGAGUUCAGCCCGUCACCACAGCUCCCUCCCACGGCACCAGAGCAACGCAGCCUCACCUUCUCCCCCUUCGCGUCCUCCUCCUCCAAAUCCCGCACAUCCUCGCCGUUCAUCUCCUCCCCGACGACCAUAAAGUUUACUCUGGAUGAUGCUUCGACCUAUUUCCAGCCUCAGCUCGCGCCACGGGUCAGCAAGAAGCAGGACUCGCUGACCCGCUUGCUGCUAGAGUCCCCGGCGAAGGAGGUUGCUGGGGAUGAGACUGACAGUGCCCUUUCAGCUUCAGAGGACCAGUAUUUGUGGAUUGUGACGUCCCCUGAAGAAGAUACGUUGAGUACGGAUGAAGAAUGGGCCAUCGACAACGUGGAGGGGAGACAGGCGUCGGUUAAGUGGAUUCCUGAAGUCAUUAAGCCCGCAGACCAGGUUUUCAGGCCUUCCCUAUCCUUCCCCUUCCUAACUGACGCCCCAAGACCCACGACGAAGGCGACGCUGGCGGAGGAGAGCCUGGUCGCCGCCGCCUCCAACCUACAGUCCCAACCUCUCCACUUCGCCGAGCCUGACUUCAACCUCUUCGCCUUGAACCCGCUGAAGAUCGAAGACUCCAAGAGCAAAGUAUCGCUGCAGGAGCUGAAGAACGACAGGCCCUUGAGCAAGACCCCCGUGCCGCAGGUCGUUGACUUCAGCGAGGAGAAAGAGAACUCGGUGGAGAGCACGAACGAGGCGCCAUCUGCUCGACGAACUCUCCACUUUGACGAAGAGUUCCUUACGUUGAUCAAGAGCCACAACCCGAAGGAGAGCAACGAAACUGUCCCUGCAGCUUCGGACGGUAACCUCCUAUGGCUGAGGGAGGGUCUAAGGGAGAAGGCGAGACUGACAGACCGCCCUAGAACUGAACUCCCCGGCGCCUUUCUCUCCACGUUCAAACCGUCGACAUCCCCAAAGAUCGACCUCCCGGGUGCUUUCUUCUCCACCUUCAAGCCUUCACUAGCCCCGAAGACUGAGCUACCAGAGGCUUUUUUCUCAACGCUCAAGCCGUCAAAGGCCCCAAACACUGAACUCCCUGAUGCCUUCUCCUCAUUCAAGACUUCGCAAGCCCCAAAAACUGAGCUUCCCGGGGCCUUCUUCUCCACGUUCAAGCCUUCCCAAGCCCCGAAGACUGACCUCCCAGACGCUUUCUCAACAUCCAAGUCUCCUCAACCACCAAAGACCACCAAGACCAACAUCGGAGGGGUCUUCACAACGUCCCUUCGCGGCCUGGCAUCCACCCCAGCCAGCAGGGCGGAGGUACCGGCGGGAAAGUCUUCAGAAGGCCCUAAGGUGACUCCUGUGGGCGAGGUGGGCGAAGUGGCGCACGAGGACGAGGGUUCAGAGGCCGCCCUUGUCACGCCGCUCUCCGCCGCCCUCAAACACGGCGUCCAGAGCCUCAACGUCAGCGCCUGGGUCUCCGGGUGUCCGAAACUGUACGGCAAAGUGGAGCUGAAUUGCGCGGUGCAGCACGACGCCCUGGCCAAAGCUGUCCUGACAAUGCGCUGGAAGAAGAAGACGUUCAAGGAUGGCCGCAUGGAGGAGGAGGUGCUGAGCGAGGAUAACCUGGUGACCCUGAAGGACCCCCGGAUCUCCCUGGCGCGGCGGGGGGAGCACUACAACCUCGCCGUCAAGGAUUUCCGCGCCCAGGACUGUGGCAGCUAUGAAUGUGAGGCGAGGGCUGCGGAUACUGUUUCGGCCUCCCAGCUCCUCCUCUUCAUGUGCCACUGAGCCAAGAGGGGUUUCAGGGUGGGGCUAUGAAUGAGCUCCUUUCUUAACCUAGCCCAAGGGAGUAUAUGAGGGCGAACUUGGUGGUGAACGUAAAAUAAAGAUGAUAAGUGAUUUGGGGGGUUUCAGGGUGGGGCUAUGAAUGAGCUCCUUUCUUAACCUAGCCCAAGGGAGUAUAUGAGGGUGAACUUGGUGGUGAACGUAAAAUAAAGAUGAUAAGUGAUUUGGGGGGGUUUCAGGGUGGGGCUAUGAAUGAGCUCCUUUCUUAACCUAGCCCAAGGGAGUAUGAGGGUGAACUUGGUGGUGAACGUAAAAUAAAGAUGAUAAGUGAUUUAGGGGGGUUUCAGGGUGGGGCUAUGAA
Molecule: messenger RNA, 2992 nt
Organism: Eriocheir sinensis (Chinese mitten crab)
Lineage: Eukaryota; Metazoa; Arthropoda; Malacostraca; Decapoda; Varunidae
Exons: 2
Coding region: 709-2634 (641 amino acids)
Source: RefSeq, a predicted model, not a curated record